This is a messenger RNA of Durio zibethinus, 722 nucleotides long. RefSeq names its product RING/U-box superfamily protein. NCBI's taxonomy places the organism in Eukaryota, Viridiplantae, Streptophyta, Magnoliopsida, Malvales, Malvaceae. Gene Ontology annotation, molecular function: transferase activity. Gene Ontology annotation, biological process: protein ubiquitination. The record is from RefSeq and is a predicted model, not a curated record.
GAUCCCUUGGUUCACACUUCUUUUUCUCCUUUGGCACAGAUAUCUUUCUCUUUCUCUCAAUCCUUCUACAUAUUUAGGGUAGCAAAUAGUUAUGUCUACGGCGGACCCACCGGCGUCAACAACCGGGGUCGGCCUUGGUUACGGCAUAGCCAUUGCUGUAAGCAUUCUUGUACUCAUCUCCACAAUCAUGCUCGCUUCCUAUGCUUGCGUAAGAGUUAAAGCUAGUGGAAGUAAUCGCAGCAGUCAUAGCAGCAGCAGCAGAAAUACGAACAAUAAUAGCAAUAUUAAUCAAGAACUGAGCCACCGGCCUAUUACCGAGAGCUUGAUGGACCCAAGUACGGUGGUUUUAGGCCUCGACGAGCCCAUUAUCGAGUCCUACCCGAAGAUUGUUCUGGGCGAAAGCCGUCGGUUGCCUAGGCCCAACAAUGGCACAUGCUCCAUUUGCUUGUCGGACUAUCAACCCAAGGAUUCCGUACGGUGCAUUCCAGAUUGCCACCAUUGUUUCCAUGUUGAUUGCAUUGAUGAAUGGUUAAGGACGAGUGCCACGUGUCCUCUGUGUAGGAAUUCCCCAGCUCCUUCUCCGGUUCCUACACCUUCUUCCACCCCUUUGUCAGAGUUGGUGUCUCUAGCCGUCCAUGGAAGGUGAUUUUGUAGUAAUAGUAAUAGAUUUCUUCGAUGAAAAAACCUAUUGAAUAUUCAUGUGUUUUUCCUUUAUUUUUUAU